AUGGACAAGGUUACGAACGUUCGUAACAUGUCCGUCAUCGCCCACGUCGAUCACGGAAAGUCCACCCUUACCGACUCCCUGGUCACCAAGGCCGGUAUUAUCUCGGCGGCCCGUGCCGGUGAUGCCCGUUUCAUGGAUACCCGCCAGGACGAGCAGGAGCGUGGUAUUACCAUCAAGUCCACUGCCAUCUCCCUGUUCUUCGAGAUGACCGAGGAGGAUCUCCCCGAUAUCAAGCAGAAGUCCGAUGGUACCGCUUUCUUGAUCAACUUGAUCGAUUCCCCCGGGCACGUUGACUUCUCGUCCGAGGUUACCGCUGCUCUUCGUGUCACCGACGGUGCCCUCGUCGUCGUCGACUGCGUUGACGGUGUCUGUGUCCAGACCGAGACCGUCUUGCGUCAGGCUUUGGGUGAGCGCAUCAAGCCCGUUGUUGUCAUCAACAAGGUCGAUCGUGCCCUUCUCGAGUUGCAGGUCACCAAGGAGGAUCUCUACACCUCCUUCCAGCGCACCAUCGAGUCCGUCAACGUCAUCAUUGCCACCUACAACGACAAGGUCCUCGGUGAUGUCCAGGUCUACCCCGAGCAGGGAACCGUCGCUUUCGCCUCGGGUCUUCACGGAUGGGCCUUCACCAUCCGUCAGUUCGCUGUCCGCUACGCCAAGAAGUUCGGCGUUGACCGUCAGAAGAUGAUGGACAAGCUGUGGGGCGAGAACUACUUCAACCCCGCCACCAAGAAGUGGACCACCAAGAACACCGAUGCCAACGGCAAGCCCCUCGAGCGUGCCUUCAACAUGUUCAUCUUGGACCCCAUUUUCAAGCUCUUUGACUCGAUCAUGAACUUCAAGAAGGAGGCCGCCUUCAGCAUGUUGGAGAAGCUUGAAAUCACCCUCAAGAACGACGAGAAGGAGAUGGAGGGCAAGUUGCUCCUCAAGACCGUUAUGAAGAAGUUCUUGCCCGCCGGUGAGGCUCUCUUGGAGAUGAUUGUCAUCCACUUGCCCUCGCCCGUCACCGCCCAGAAGUACCGUGUCGAGAACUUGUACGAGGGUCCCCAGGACGAUGAGUGCGCCAAGAGCAUCGGUGCCUGCGACCCCAACGGUCCCCUCAUGUUGUACGUCUCCAAGAUGGUCCCCACCACCGACAAGGGUCGCUUCUACGCCUUCGGUCGUGUCUUCUCCGGUACCGUCCGUGCUGGUCUCAAGGUCCGCAUCCAGGGCCCCAACUACCAGGUCGGCAGCAAGACCGACUUGUUCAUCAAGUCUGUUCAGCGUAUCGUUCUCAUGAUGGGUCGCUAUGUCGAGCCCAUUGAGGACUGCCCUGCCGGUAACAUUGUCGGUUUGGUCGGUGUUGAUCAGUUCUUGCUCAAGUCCGGUACCAUCACCACCUCCGAUACCGCCCACAACCUCAAGGUCAUGAGGUUCUCUGUCUCGCCCGUCGUCCAGGUCGCCGUCGAGUGCAAGCAGGCCUCGGAUCUGCCAAAGUUGGUCGAGGGUCUCAAGCGUCUGUCCAAGUCCGAUCCUUGCGUCCUCUGCUACACCUCCGAUACGGGAGAGCACAUCGUUGCCGGUUCCGGAGAGCUCCAUCUCGAGAUUUGCUUGAAGGAUCUCGAGGAGGAUCACGCCCAGGUCCCUAUCCGCAAGUCUGACCCCGUCGUCCAGUACAAGGAGACCAUCCAGGCCGAGUCCUCCGUCACGGCCCUUGCCAAGUCCCCCAACAAGCACAACCGUAUCUUCAUGAAGGCCUCCCCUCUCGGUGAGGAGCUUUCGCUCGCCAUCGAGAACGGCAAGGUUGGUCCCCGUGAUGAGUUUAAGGCCCGUGCCCGUAUCCUGUCGGAUGAGUUCGAGUGGGACAACCAGGAGGCCCGUAAGAUUUGGUGCUUCGGUCCCGAUGCCAACGGCGCCAACUUGAUGGUUGACUUGACCAAGGGAGUCGCCUACUUGAACGAAAUCAAGGAUUCCUGCGUUGCCGCCUUCCAGUGGGCCACUCGCGAGGGUGUCUUUGCUGAGGAGCACAUGCGCGGAUGCCGCUUCAACAUCUUGGAUGUCGUCCUCCACGCCGAUGCUAUCCAUCGUGGAGGUGGACAGAUCAUCCCCGCCUGCCGUAGCGCCAUCUACGCUGCUGCCUACGUUGCCCAGCCCGGUUUGAUGGAGCCCGUCUACCUGGUCGAGAUCACCUGCCCUGAGCAGGCCAUGGGCGGUAUCUACGGUGUCCUGAACAAGCGUCGUGGCCACACCAUUGGUGAGGAGCAGCGCCCCGGUACUCCCAUGUACAUCGUCAAGGCUCACUUGCCCGUUGCCGAGUCCUUCGGAUUCACUGCCGAUCUUCGUCAGGCCACCGGUGGUCAGGCCUUCCCCCAGUUGGUCUUUGAUCACUGGCAGUUGAUGAACGGUGUCUCGAACGAGGACCCCAAGUUGAUGGAGAAGAUCUUGUCGAUCCGUAAGCGCAAGGGUCUUAAGGAGGAGAUCCCUCCCCUGGACCGCUUCUUGGACCGUCUGUAA
Messenger RNA from Gamsiella multidivaricata, 2490 nucleotides. RefSeq names its product P-loop containing nucleoside triphosphate hydrolase protein. Bases 1 to 2490 code for a protein of 829 amino acids. The transcript is spliced from 2 exons. Gene Ontology annotation, cellular component: cytosol; ribonucleoprotein complex. The record is from RefSeq and is a predicted model, not a curated record. Gene Ontology annotation, biological process: translational elongation. Lineage: Eukaryota; Fungi; Mortierellomycota; Mortierellomycetes; Mortierellales; Mortierellaceae. Gene Ontology annotation, molecular function: ribosome binding; GTP binding; GTPase activity.